GGGAGUGGGAUAGAGCAGGGUAAGCAGGGUAGACCUGGUAGAAAUAUCGUCGCAUGAAUCAUCUCCAGCAGUCACCAGUGCACCCAUUCGUACUUCAACAGCUUGCAAGGGGGCAUGCCAUCCCGAUUCUUCCUCGGUCCCUGCUUCCCUGACACAUGAUGUUCAUCACACCACCUGUCCCGACCUCUCCAGACCCGCUGCGCUAUGUUCAAGACGAAUACCUAUAAUUCACCCGUCCGGAAGAAAGGAGGACAGCAUGGAUGAUCUUUCGAUAUUCCAAUUGAAUAUGAAUGAAUUGUCCGACGGUAUUCGCAGCUCAUUGGCGGCAGGCGGCGCAGGGUGCCUUGGUCAGAAAACACAUAAAAGAGGCUGCAGAGAAAAUGGUCACCUCCCACCCCCCUCUGCUUUGAGUUCAUCGGGGUCUACGUGACGAUGAUGCGUCUGCUUACUGUCGUUCUUCCUUUGCUAUCCUCCUCUGGACUUGCUCUUGGCAGAAUCCCAGAUGGACGUCUGCACGCAAAUACACCUCCCAGACCAGGCGUUCCUCGCAUUGCCACGCCAACAGGUCCUGUUGUGCAUGCGUCGUUAGCCGCUACACUUCCUCCAUACAACACAACGUACUACUUUGACCAGCUUAUAGACCACAACGAUCCCAGCUUGGGCACGUUCAAACAACGGUACUACCACACAUGGGAGUUUUACGAGUCUGGUGGACCGAUCAUCUUAUUCACGCCGGGGGAAGAGAACGUCGAAGACUACACUGGGUACCUCAGGAACUCGACUCUAAACGGAAAAGUAGCUCAGCAGCAAAAUGGUGCGACGAUCGUUCUCGAACAUCGGUUUUAUGGGUUAUCGAACCCGUACAACAACCUGUCCGUCGCGAGCUUGAAAUACCACACAAUUCAACAAGCGAUCGACGACCUCGAGUACUUUGCGAAAAAUGUUCAACUGGCUAUGCCCGGCGGAGACGCUGUUGCGCCUGGUCAAGCGCCCUGGAUCUUGAUCGGUGGAAGCUAUGGCGGCGCGCUUACGAGUUAUACUAUGGUCAAUAAACCUGGCCUUUUCUGGGCUGGGUACGCGUCUUCUGCAACCGUGCAGAACAUUGUCGACUUCUGGGGAUACUUUGAGCCUAUCCGCCAAUCUAUGGCCAAAAACUGCUCCGCCGAUGUUGAGGCGGUGAUUGCGCACUUUGAUAAUGUCUUCGAGAACGGGACGCAAUCUGAAAUUGAUGCCCUCAAAGACGAAUACGGUAUGGCAAAUGUUACACACCUCGACGAUGUCACGGGAGCAUUGCGCAACAACCUAUGGGACUGGCAACUCUUGGAACCUUCUUCGGGUCCUGGGACCAAGUUCUUCGAUUUCUGCGACGCUCUGGAAGUAAAAGACGGCGUCAGCGCAUCCGAGAGCGGCUGGGGUGCUGAUCAUGCUGUCAGCGCUUGGGGAUCGUACUUUAAGAACACUUAUCUUCCGAAACUCUGUGGCACAGUGAACGCAGAAGAUUGUCUUAGCACAUAUCUAUCAAAUCAGACCUUCUGGACUGAUAUCUCGGUCAAUAAUGCUCAGCGAUCGUGGUCUUGGAUAGUAUGCAAUGAAGUCGGUUUCCUGCAGGUUGGAGCGCCAGCCGAUCAUCCCACCCUCGUGUCUCGCCUGAACACCGUGGCAACUGAAGCGAGGCAAUGUCAGGAACAAUUCCCUGCUGCAUGGGACUCAACACCUACGAUCGAUGUCGAGGAAACAAAUGUGGCAUACCACGGUUGGAAUGUCACGGUUGACCGCCUUUUCUUUGCCAACGGCCAACGCGAUCCAUGGCGCGAGGCAACGCUUUCUGCCGACGGUGUGAACGUUCAGGGUACAGAGAGCCAGCCGGUCGUAGUGAGCGAUGGCUUCCACUGCUCAGACCUUCUCACCAGGAACGCGCUGGUCGACGAUACAAUUCUCGAUGUGCACACCCAGGCGUUGGCUAGUAUGAAGACGUGGUUGGCGGACUGGUCGCCGACCAGCUCUAAGCGGGAGUUGGACGGAGCCUUGUAUAAGAGAAGUUAUUCGAUUAAGAGAGACGAGUAGACAUUUUAUGCACCUUGACGAGUACAAUUCUGGAAUUAGGAUUGCAGUGGAAUCAUUUGAACGCGAC
Heterobasidion irregulare TC 32-1 is the source of this 2131-nucleotide messenger RNA. Its product is annotated as serine protease S28. Bases 433 to 2064 code for a protein of 543 amino acids. Lineage: Eukaryota; Fungi; Basidiomycota; Agaricomycetes; Russulales; Bondarzewiaceae. Gene Ontology annotation, molecular function: serine-type exopeptidase activity; dipeptidyl-peptidase activity. The transcript has 13 exons. Gene Ontology annotation, biological process: proteolysis. The record is from RefSeq and is a predicted model, not a curated record.